This is a messenger RNA of Oenanthe melanoleuca, 2531 nucleotides long. It is a transcript of the gene ACTR8, whose product is annotated as actin related protein 8. NCBI's taxonomy places the organism in Eukaryota, Metazoa, Chordata, Aves, Passeriformes, Muscicapidae. Gene Ontology annotation, biological process: double-strand break repair; regulation of DNA-templated transcription. The coding region runs from base 90 to 1964 and encodes 624 amino acids. The transcript has 13 exons. The record is from RefSeq and is a predicted model, not a curated record. Gene Ontology annotation, cellular component: Ino80 complex.
GGGCUGGAGGGGCGGGGCCGGGCCAGCCCCGCCCGCUUCCGCCCCGCGCCGCGCUCGGCCCGGCAGAGCGGCUUCCGCCCGGCCCGAGCAUGACCCAGGCGGAGAAGGGCGAGGCGGAGAACGGCAAGGACAAGGAGCGCGACCGGGAGCGCGAGCAGCGCGGCGUGAAGCGCCCCAUCGUCCCCGCCGCCGUGCCCGAGUCCCUGCAGGAGCAAAUACAGAGCAACUUCAUCGUGGUGAUCCACCCCGGCUCCACCACGCUGCGGCUCGGGCGGGCCACGGACACGCUGCCCGCGGGCAUCCCGCACGUGAUCGCGCGGCGGCACAAGCAGCAGGGCCAGGCGGCCUACAGGGACAGCUGGCUGCUCCGCGACGGCCUCAACAAACCUGAAAGUACUGAGCAGAGACAAAAUGGCCUUAAAAUGGUGGACCAAGCAAUAUGGUCCAAGAAGAUGUCAAAUGGAGCAAGGCGCAUACCAGUGUCACCUGAUCAGGCCAGGUCGUACAACAGACAGAUGAGGCCUGCCAUUUUGGAUCACAGCUCUGGGGCCAAGUGGACAAACACAUCAAAUCAUCCUGAAUUUUUGGUAGGAGAGGAGGCACUGUAUGUUAAUCCAUUAGAUUCUUAUAACAUACAUUGGCCCAUUAGAAGAGGGCAGCUGAAUCUCCACACAGGACCUGGUGGCUCCCUCACUGCAGUACUGGCAGACCUGGAAGUUAUAUGGUCAUAUGCAAUACAAAAAUACCUGGAAAUACCACUGAAAGACCUAAAGUACUACAGAUGCAUUUUACUAAUUCCAGACAUCUAUAAUAAACAGCAUGUGAAAGAACUGGUAAAUAUGAUCCUAAUGAAGAUGGGCUUCUCAGGAAUUAUUGUACACCAGGAGUCUGUCUGUGCUACCUUUGGAAGUGGUUUAAGCAGUGCAUGUAUUGUAGAUGUGGGAGAUCAGAAGACAAGUGUCUGCUGUGUAGAAGAUGGUGUUUCCCAUCGCAACACCAGGCUGUGCCUUGCAUAUGGAGGAUCUGAUGUGUCAAGGUGUUUUUAUUGGCUUAUGCAAAGAGCAGGAUUCCCAUACAGAGACUGUCAGUUAACUAAUAAAUUGGAUUGCCUUCUGCUUCAGCACCUGAAGGAGACAUUUUGUCAUCUAGAUCAGGAUAUUUCUGGGUUACAAGAUCAUGAGUUCCAAAUUCGGCAUCCGGAUUCUCCAGCCUUAUUGUACCAGUUCCGAUUGGGGGAUGAAAAAUUACAGGCACCCAUGGCUCUGUUUUAUCCAGCAACUUUUGGAAUUGUUGGACAAAAGAUGACAAUUUUGCAGCACAGGUCACAAGGUGACCCUGAGGAUCCUCAUGAUGAACAUUAUCUGCUAGCCACACAAAGUAAGCAGGAGCAGUCCUCAAAAGCUACAGCUGACAGAAAAUCUAUGUCAAAGCCUGGUGCAUUUGAGGGAGAAUUGAGAGGCCAAUCCUCAGACAUUUCAGAGAGGAUCUACCCACAAGAAGUGGAACUGGGAUCUUCCCAGGGUGACUGUAUGAUACCUGGCAAUGAUUCAGAGGAACCUCUAACUGCACACAUGUCCAGGAAAACUGCUGUUUCUCAGUUUGAAGGCAAAGCCUUGGGCCUGGACAAAGCCAUCCUUCACAGUAUCGACUGCUGUGCGUCUGAUGAUACAAAGAAGAAGAUGUACAGCUCUAUCUUAGUAGUGGGAGGCGGCCUUAUGUUUCAUAAAGCUCAAGAGUUUCUUCAACACAGAAUUCUCAACAAAAUGCCACCUUCUUUCAGAAGAGUUGUUGAAAAUGUUGAAGUCAUCACAAGGCCUAAGGAUAUGGACCCACGAUUAAUUGCCUGGAAAGGAGGGGCAGUUUUGGCCUGUCUGGACACAACUCAGGAGCUGUGGAUAUACCAGAGGGAGUGGCAGCGUUUUGGUGUCAGGAUGCUACGGGAGCGAGCUGCCUUUGUCUGGUAAUGGAGGUGCUUACAGAGGGACCUGCAGGAACUGCACUGAGGAUUCCCUUCCCCAAAAGGACUGCCCUUUUUUUCCAAUGCACACAAAUUCAUCUUCUGCUGAUAUAUAUAUUUUGUAUUUUAUUAACUUCAAUUGAGAUUUUUCUGGAAGUGUUGUAAAAAAUCGAAAAACUUACUGAAUUCAUUUGACUUCAGCUACCCUUUGUCUUUAAACUGUAUGCAUUGAAUGCUGCAUACAGAGUAUGACUGUCAUCUCCAAAGUAACUAUAUUUAUAUUAUACAGGUUAUAUAUAUUAAAAUUGCACCAUGUAGGAACUUAAGGUAUAAAAUAUUACAUGACAGUUUUAAGCCAAGAUUCAUUCCAGAAACAUGCACACAUAAGCAACAGUUGAAGAGUGCAGCUGUGGAUUUAAUGUAAUAUUCUGAUUCCUACUCUAAUGUUACCAGGAGAUGAAGUUGUUAUAUAAGUGAUCAUUAGGGUAAAAGUGAAAUGAAGAACUAAAACUACACUCAUUGUUUGUAUUUUACUUAAGUAAUAAAUUAUUUUAUUUAGUGGAAAGACAAAGAA